This is a messenger RNA of Penicillium manginii, 1827 nucleotides long. RefSeq names its product flavin-containing monooxygenase. The transcript has 4 exons. Gene Ontology annotation, molecular function: flavin adenine dinucleotide binding; NADP binding; N,N-dimethylaniline monooxygenase activity. The coding region runs from base 1 to 1827 and encodes 608 amino acids. The record is from RefSeq and is a predicted model, not a curated record. Lineage: Eukaryota; Fungi; Ascomycota; Eurotiomycetes; Eurotiales; Aspergillaceae.
AUGACACCUCCAAUUGCCACACCAACAGAUGGCGAGGUGCCAGGUGAGCCAGUCCUGAAGAAAGCCAACGGAACAAAUAGUGUUCGCGAGAGGAAAGAAACGAAUGGAGUUAAAGGCACGCAUACGAAUGGUCACAGCAUCCCGGAUUCGCAAAAAGGAUUUUCUAUUCCGCUCAACACAGAAUACGCUUACAAAGCUCGCAAGCUACGUGUAGUAACCAUCGGAGCCGGCUUCUCGGGGUUGUUGAUGGCACACAAAAUUCAGCAUCGGUUUCCAGAGCUUCAAGAAUUUGUCGACCACACUAUCUAUGAGGCUCGAAGUGAUGUCGGGGGCACCUGGUUGAUCAACAAUUAUCCCGGUGUUCAAUGUGAUGUCCCAUCACAUAUCUACGCAUUUCCGUUUGAUCCUAAUCCCAACUGGAGUCGGUUCUACUCCAGCGGGGAGGAGAUCGAAGAGUAUAUCAAGAGUACAGUGGAAAAGUGGAAUCUCGGCCGUGAUAUCCAGCUGAAUACGAAAGUAAUUGGCGCCACAUGGGAAGAAGAUACAGGAAGAUGGCACCUGACAGUUGAGCACAAUGGAGAGCAGCGGGAGGAUUACUGUGAUGUUCUGAUAUCAGCACAGGGUGUUCUUGUCCACCAUUCAUGGCCUGAUAUCCCAGGGCUCCAUGACUUUAAAGGUCACAUUACACAUUCUGCACACUGGGACCAUAAUUAUGACUAUUCCCAUAAGCGUAUCGCAGUUAUCGGGAAUGGCUCAUCUGGCAUCCAAAUCACACCUCAGAUGGCCAAGCUACCAGGAACUGAAGUGGUCAACUUCAUGCGCAGCCCUGCUUGGGUAUAUUACCGGGUGCCUCCAUCAAAGCAUCUAGGAAGGGAUGUCGAAGACGCCAACCCGGCCUAUUCUGAAGAAGAAAUUAUGAAGUUCAAUGAUCCAGAAUCGCACAAGGAAUAUCGAAAAGCCAUCAUUUCAAGAACUAAUAAAGCUUUCCGCUUGUUUAUCAAGGGCGAGAAUAAUGAGGCAGCCGUCAAGUUUGGUGCCCAACAGAUGGCCGAAAAGCUCAACCAUGAUCCUGAUCUAUGCGAGAAGCUUAUCCCUAAAUGGGAGGUUGGCUGUCGCCGUGUUACUCCAGGACCUGGAUAUCUGGAAGCUUUCGCAAAGCCGAACUGCAAUCUGAGCAAUAGCACAAUCACAAAGAUCACCGAGAAUGCAGUGCACACCGCAGAUGGAAAAAUCUUUGAGUGUGAUGUUGUUAUCUGCGCAACGGGCUUUGAUGUCUCUCAUCGUCCUCAUUAUCCAAUUGUUGGCCAGAAUGGUAUCAAUUUAGCAGAGAAAUGGGCCGAAGAGCCGGAAUCAUACUUAUCUGUCGCAACUUCGAAUUUCCCGAACUAUUUUAUCAUGAUGGGGCCAAAUUGUCUUGGAGGCCAUGGCUCCCUAGUGGAAUCACUUAAUUGGACAGGUGACUAUUUCGUCAAGUGGAUCAAGAAAAUGGCAACGGAAGAUAUCAAGUACGUGGUACCUAAGAAGUCGGUCGAAGAUGCAUUUGGGAAAUACGCCGAUGAGAUCCACAAGACUCUGGUCUGGACAGGCGGCUGCAAGAGUUGGUACAAACGCAAUCGAGUUGAUGGCCGGGUGACCGCCUUGUUCGGAGGAAGCGCCAUUUUAUUCAACCAGAUGAUUAGCGAUAUUCGACCGGAGGAUUUUAACAUUGAGUACAACAGUAUCAACCCGUUCAAGUUCAUGGGCAACGGAUUCACUGAGUACGAGAUGACGGAGGGAAAUGACCUAUCAUUCUAUGUAGAGGUUGCAGAUAAAGUCUCCUCAGAUUGA